CUUCUCCCGCCAGGGGGAGGGGCUAGGCAGCCCGAGGUCCUCUCCUCCCACCCACCCCAGCUAGCGUCACCAGCCGAGGUCCAGUCCGGCUUGCAGUCUGGCCCCGGGGCAGGGAGUCUGGGUGGGGGCACCGGUAAAGGAGCCUCGUGAAAAGCUUUGGGGCCCGGGCCAGGAGAAGAAGCACUCCAGGAAUCGGCAGCUUCUCCUCCUCGCAUCCCGAGGCUGCUGCCCCCCCAGAGCUGACGGUCGGGGGACCGGGACAGCGGCGGCGCUAGAGAAGAGGAAUCAGGAGAGGUCAAAAACUUAUCUCGAGGGGAGAUGGCACAGAGAUACGGUUCUCUGAGAUACCGAUCUCCUCGAACUGGAGAAAGGCAAAAGCUUUUACAGAUGAAUGAGCUACUACUUCCAGCAUGCACCAUGGCACCAAGAAAUGUCUCGUUUUUCAUCUGGGCCCUUUUGCUGAUCCUUCCAGACCAGAGCCAAGGCUCAGGGCAGCCUAUGCUGCCCACUAUCCCCUUUGUUGCCAUCUGGAAUGCCAACACCUAUUUGUGCCAACAGAAAUUUCAGUUGAACAUAAGCCUGGACACCUUCCAUGUGGUAGCCAACCCAAGCCAGGUCUUCAAGGGACCAAAUAUGACCAUCUUCUAUAGCACUGAGCUGGGCAUUUACCCUUGGUACACACUUGCUGGGCAGCCCAUCAAUGGAGGCCUGCCCCAGAAUGCCAGUUUUUGGGACCACUUGGACAAGUCCUAUCGGGACAUCCUGGCCACCUUGCCUGAAGCUGACUUCAAGGGGGUUGGGGUCAUUGACUGGGAAGAAUGGCGCCCUAUCUGGGCCAUGAACUGGGACUCCAAGAAAAUAUACCAGGAGCAUUCUCUGGACCUGGUGAGAGAAAAGCAUCCAGACUGGCCCCCCUUCCUGGUAAAAAAGGUAGCUAAAAAACAAUUUGAGGAUGCAGCCCGGGAAUGGAUGGCUGGCACCUUACAGCUGGGGAAGUUCCUGCGGCCCAGGGGACUCUGGGGUUACUAUGGUUUCCCAGACUGUUACAAUUAUGACUUCCAGAAGACCAACUACACCGGAGAGUGCAAUCCAGAGAUCCAGGUCCUGAACAACAAGUUGUCAUGGAUGUGGGAGCAGAGCAGAGCCCUCUAUCCCAGCAUCUACCUGCCCCCGGAGCUGAUCGGCACGGGGAAAUCCCGGCUCUUUGUCAGGGGGAGGCUGCAUGAGGCCUUCAGAGUGGAAGGGAGAACCUGGAAUCCUGGCCGGCCCAUCCUGCCCUAUGGGCAGAUCUUUUAUGCGAAGACAGACCAUUUUCUGCCCUUGGAGGAGCUGGAGAAUACCAUUGGGGAGAGUUUGGCUCAAGGUACAGACGGAAUUGUGUUGUGGAUGAGCGGAGUCCGUGAACACACCAGGGAAUCCUGCCAGGCCAUUAAGAACUAUGUGGACACCACCCUCGGACCCUUCAUCCUGAAUGUAACCAGCAUCGCCUCCCUCUGCAGUGAGGCGUUGUGCUCAGGACACGGCAGAUGUGCCCGCCACCAAGAUCAUCCCCAUGCCUUCCUUUUCCUCAGCCCAGCCAGCUUCUCUAUCCGACGACAGCCAGACAGUGGACAGUUGAACCUCCAAGGUACCUUGACAGAGGAGUCCUUGACCAAGAUGAAAACAGAAUUUGAGUGUCGCUGCUAUCCAGGCUGGGCUGGGGACCACUGUGAGCACCAGAGCAGCCGGUGAUGCCUCUAAAGGGAGGACCAAGAGAACAGCUGGAAGGGUCUCCGAUCCCUUUAUUCUCUGAAGUUCUGGUCUCUACCUGUUGGGGAGACAGCAUCCUCUCCCUCACAUCCCUGUCACUACCUCCCACCCUCCAAUAACCCAUCUGUGAUGUGUAUGUGACCUUGGAUGACUUAUCCAUCUCUCUGAACCCUGGCAUCCUCCCCGUCAAAGGGAAAUAACAGGACUUCAUUGGGUUGUUUGGAGGAGUGUGCUUUAUAAAUCACAAAAGGAUACAGAAAUGAGAACAGGCGUUAUUCCAAGAAACACAAUUCCUCUAAAUCACUUUGGAGGGAACGUUCGUUCCUCAUACUUCAAGGUAGUUUUGCCUCUGGGUUGGUCUUUCCUACUGGAACAAGAGGGCAAGUAGACCCUUGUCAGGGGCUGUUGGGGUGAGAGGCGUUUGAGGACGCUUGUAUCCCGAUAUUUUUGUUCAGUGCUAAAAAUAAAAAGUUUUAUUCACCCAUGAAAAAGACAUGAACAGUUGCAUGAUAGCAAUUUGUCCCAGGACCAUUUAUAUCUGAACGCCAUUGAACAAGGCAAGAAUGAUUUUUCAAUACUAAUGAGGACAGUAAGAAUAAAUAAAAGAAGGGUAUUGACCUUUAGAAACUGAGUUCCCCUUUCCUUCCAGGUGGGUUUCUUUAAUUGUCAGCAAGUCCAGAACUCCAGGUGUGCUGGGGGUGGUUUUCUGACUCCAAAUCCAGAGACCGGCAGUCAGUCAAUAAACGG
Messenger RNA from Dromiciops gliroides (monito del monte), 2496 nucleotides. It is a transcript of the gene HYAL1, whose product is annotated as hyaluronidase 1. The coding region runs from base 319 to 1731 and encodes 470 amino acids. The transcript has 5 exons. Gene Ontology annotation, molecular function: hyalurononglucosaminidase activity. The record is from RefSeq and is a predicted model, not a curated record. NCBI's taxonomy places the organism in Eukaryota, Metazoa, Chordata, Mammalia, Microbiotheria, Microbiotheriidae. Gene Ontology annotation, biological process: hyaluronan catabolic process; carbohydrate metabolic process.